GCUGUCUGGAAUCAGGAGUGUCACUUGAGAUAGGAUUUAGGAUAGUAGGACUUUGCGUUUUUUACAAAGGGAACAGCUUAAAUAAUCAAAAAGAGUGCAGGAAGAGCUUUCAAGUGGCCGUUGAGUGGAUUGAAAUUUCGAGCCUGUACAAUCUGGAUGGGCUGAAGGGCCACACUGUGCGUUGGAGUGUUCCAUUGUUGUCGUCCUGCCGAGAUGGGCGUGGUGUUUUCCAGCCGGACCUUCACCUAAGACCUCGACUUGACGCUGCUCCUUCAGAUGGAAGUUUGCUGAAAAAGAGGGCACUGGUCGCUGGGUUUCGGGAAGGAGCAACACUUGUGAACCGAGCUUGCACCACCUCCCAAGACCACAACGUCGCAACACAGUGUGGAAGGAUGGAAGAUAUGGCUAGUCAUGGCUGUUAUUUGCUCAUCCUCAGCAUCAUGAUUGGGACAUUGCUUCAGUCAACACAGUCCAUUAGCUGGAAUACAGUGCCACGCAAAACUGUGCGACACAGUGCACUAAAGGGAGUGAAACACUUCUCCAAACCCAAUAUCUACAAUUACUCAACCCUGCGACUAGAUGAAGAUGAACAGAUUCUGUAUGUCGGUGCUCGAGAGGCAGUCUUUGCACUCUUAGUGCAUGAUGUUACCAAGGAGGUGAAAGAAGCGAUUGUUUGGGAUGCCCCUGUUGAGAAGAAAAUGGAGUGCGUUCAGAAGGGGAAGAACAAUCAGACUGACUGCUUCAAUUACAUUCGCUUCCUGCAGAACUUCAACAGUACUCACCUAUACAUCUGCGGGACCUAUGCCUUUCAGCCCAGAUGCACGUAUAUUGAGGUGCAAAAUUUCACUUUAAACCAAAUGGCCAUGGAAGAUGGGAAAGGCAAGUGCCCUUAUGACCCUGCAAAAAGUCACACUGGUCUGAUUGUGGAUGGGGAGUUAUAUUCUGCUACGCUGAAUAACUUCCUUGGCACAGAACCAGUUAUUUUGCGCAACUUGGGACCUCACUACUCAAUGAAGACAGAAUAUCUAGCGUCCUGGCUCAAUGAACCAAACUUUGUUGGCUCCGCAUAUGUCCAAGAAAGUGCCGACAGUGCGAUGGGGGAUGAUGAUAAGAUCUACUUUUUCUUCAGUGAGAGAGCAGUUGAGUACGACUGUUACAAAGAGCAGGUGGUGGCCAGGGUUGCUCGUGUGUGCAAGGGUGAUAUGGGUGGGGCUCGAACUCUUCAGAAAAAAUGGACAACUUUCUUGAAGGCCCGCUUAUUGUGCUCAGUCCCUGAGCUACAGCUUCACUUCAACAAGAUCCAGACUACUUACACACUGAACGAUGUCACUUGGCAGAAGACUGUGUUCUUUGGUAUCUUCCAGGCACAAUGGGCUGAUGUGGACAUGUCUGCUGUCUGCCAGUACCGGAUUGAAGACAUUCAACGUGCCUUUGAUGGACCUUUCAAAGAAUACCGGGACCAGGCACAGAAAUGGGGCCGAUACUCUGACAAAGUGCCCAGUCCCCGGCCUGGAGCAUGCAUCACAAACAACCAUAGGGAGCUUGGUUAUAACACUUCACUCGAGUUGCCUGACAACACCCUUAACUUCGCAAAGAAGCAUCCACUGAUGGACGAUCUCGUUCAACCUGUCGGACAUCAACCUCUACUCAUCCAGAAAAACAUUAACUACACACAGAUUGUGGUGGACUGGGCAUUGGCUGUGAAUGGGAAUCAGUACAUAGUCCUCUUCAUUGGAACAGGUAGAGGAUGGCUGCACAAGGCUGUAAUGAUUGGCUCCCAGAUACACAUUAUUGAAGAGCUACAGCUAUUUGAGGACCCUCAGCCAGUUGAAAACUUAGCCAUCUCCAAGAAGAAAAAACUGCUGUUUGCUGGAUCUCGUAGUCAGGUUGUUCAGGUGCCGUUUGCAGACUGUGAGAAGUACAGAAGCUGUGUGGAUUGCAUCUUGGCAAGGGACCCAUACUGUGCCUGGACAAAGUGGGGAUGCAUGAGCGUUGAUGAAUCACCUGGAUUUCUUGAAAUGGUACAGGAUGUUGGUUUUGCUGAUGUCACGCUGUGUCGUCAUCCUCCAGGUGUGGUGAAAAUCAAGAACCUGACUGUUGUAGCUGGCACUACCAUCCUUUUGCCAUGCCAACUCAUCUCCAACCUGGCUGUGCCCAAGUGGAAAUUUGAAGAGCAAGAUCUUGCUGACGUAUCUUACGACAACUAUGAAGUCCAGUCCACAUCUCUGUUAAUAUCAGACAUACAGAUUCAACAAGGUGGCAUUUAUUUGUGUUUCUCUUUUGAGAAACAUGAGCCAUAUUUGGUGGGAAAAUACUUGCUCAAUGUGGUACCCAAUCCUGCCAUGACACUGGAAAGCAAAGCAGCAGUGAGCAAUUUUGGAUUGGUUUGGCUUAGUGUGUUUGUCCUGGGAGUGGUUUGCCUCUGCUUGCUGGGAGCAGUUAUCUACCUGAACCGCAAGCUUCGGGAGCGGCUGGAGAAACCAGAGGUGACCAAGGAAGUAGAGUGUGUUCAUGCUUACCCGACAGAGCGUAUCCUGCCAAAAGAGAUUCCCAAGGGUACCAAGUUCAUACCUAGUCAGACAUCAAACUCUGAUGAAAAGCUGUGGGAGUCACCUUCAUAUUAUUACUCUGAUGGCUCCCUGAAAAUUGUACCUGGCCAUGCCCUGUGCCAGAAUGGGAGCUCACCAUCUCACAAUGGCACUGCUAAUGGAAUUCCUGGACAGCCCCUACCCACGGCUGUCCAGUCACCCACCCGUCUCAAUCUGGCAAACAUUCGUGGUGCAAAUACAAAUGGUUAUAUCCGACUGCAUCUAGGAGAGGAUGGUGUGGACCCGUUCUCUGAAGAAUUAAGGAAGAAGUUGAAGCAACGUCAGAUGUUGCCUGAUGCGAAUCCAGAGGAGUCCUCGGUGUGAGCAAUGGUUGGAUUUCCACUUGGCAUAAGGCUACCUCAUCUUUUGUGUAAAUAGGACAAAUGAUAAACAAACACUGAAUUAUGGCGUCAAUGAAGACUAUGUAUAUACUCUGCAAGAUACAACCUGCUUUGAAAAGAUUAACAAAUCAGAUUGCGUACUGCAGAAAUGCCCAAAACGUAAUGCAUUAACUUAACGCAAUGUCUAUAUACACUGUACUGACCAUCUUUGUCACCAGACUUGGUGUUAAACCGUGAACAGGAUGAGUGACUCCCCAAAUGAGGGUCUGUUUGCUGCUUUGUGGUGAUUGGUGUGAUUCACAGUGGCUGCUGCAGUAUCACGUAAGUUAAAUGUAACAACUUGUUGAGGGUUUUGUUGAAUUGGCCCUAAAUCUAAUAGUUUUCAUAAAGUGAAAGCAUGAAGAUGAAGUUGUCGUCAAGUCUUCAGCUAGUCUUGCUGUUAAUUGGGUCAGGACUGGCUGAGAUUACUGAUUUUGAAAUGAACUGCCAACAAGAGACUAGGACCCAUGGACACAGCCUUAGAAUUAGAGGGGGCAAAUUCAGAACAGAAAUGCGAAGAUGUUUCUGCAGCCAGAGAGUGGUGGGCCUGUGGAAUUCAUUGCAUUCUUCAGCCAGAGUGCAGUGGAGGCCGGGACGCUAAAUGUCUUCAAGGCAGAGAUUGUGACAUUGUGACAUUAAGAAUUUAAGGGCUAUGGGGAGAAUGUGGGUUAGUGGAGUUGACAUGCCCAUCAGCCAUGAUUGAAUGGUGGAGUGGACUCGAUGGGCCGAAUGGCCUUACUUCCACUCCUAUGUCUUAAUGGUGAGCUUUUGAGGUUCAGAGCAGUGGUUGUCUGCUUUGUGUCACUAUUGGUGUGAGUACAAGUGAACUCACCUGGUGUGUUCAACUCCCAUCUGUGGGUUAUUUGGGGGGUGGUAGUUCAACUAUGUGGAUUAUUCAUGUCCAGGCUGAUUUGUUCUAGUUGCAGUCUUUUUCUGUAAUCUGAUCACCAUGACUAUGUGAUCAUAUUGAACUGAUGAAGCAGAGUAGUUUAGAAACAGACUGGAAGUUCUGUUUCCAAUUAUGUGCUUUCUCUGAAUCAUGAAACAAUGUGUUUAAUGCUUGUGAUAACUGUCUGCAUUGGUUAUGUCUACCCAUGUUAUGUUGUGUAUCCAUGGAUUCUGUUGCUGCAUCUUAUGGUAUGUUCCUCAUCUAAUUCUGCUCCAUUUUUUUCUGAGUUGAAUUUAGGAGUGGACCAGAAGCGGCUGCAGUGAAGCUAACAGAUUAUUCUUGGUGUUAAAGUUCAAAGAUGGGCAUUGCGCUGAGUCAAAAUCGUCGCAGUGUGAAGACCACAGCAUGUGAUGCUGAAACAAAUGGUUAUUUUCACACCACAAGGUUAUUGGUUCUCUUGAUUUGGGAAUGAAGUGAGUGGUCUGUUAGUGGGGUCUUCUGAUUAUCACCUGCUCAGGGUGCCUUGCUGGGUGAUCUUGUUAGAAUGCCCACCAGUUGCUGCUCAUUGGUGUCAAGGACAAGUGCAACUUUGAUACAUAGUUCCAGAAUAGAGACAACCUUAUGGCUUUUUCAUCAGUUUCAUGUAGAGUUGGCUGGGUUUUUGUCUAAGUGCACACAGAAUUUUCGAAACAACUCAACUGCAAAGAUUUUAGGUGGUCUGUGUACAAACCUAUCCAGGAUUUGGUUUGAGACGUGUUUGAAAACCACAUUUGAUUUGGUUACAAAGUGCAUGUUUGACAGACAGUGCUGAGGUUUCAGUCAGUGAUGAGUGGUUGUCAAAUGGUAACCAGUCAUGGAGACCUUCAUGGGAAUUGGACAGGUAUAGAAUGAGGAGCAUAAUUCUUGGUUAGAUAUUGUUUGCUUAUAGUCAGUGGCCAAUGCUGAACUUUGGUGAAGAUGUUAGGCAAGUAAUGCUCUUGAAGAGAAUCAUGGUGGCAGUGUGAUCAGAGGUUUAGGAUGGAUAGCAAGUUCAUUGGACAACCAUUGCAGCUGUGUUUUGAUUGCAGUGUACAUAUUGUAAAUCUGCAUAUUGUUGUGAACACUACAAAGUUUCUGGUCUAUGAUUUGAGGUUUGGUAUAAUGAUUGGAAUGAGGGAAAAGCAUGUGUUCAAAUGUGGUAAGGGAAGAAUGCAGGGUGUAGUUCAGAGGGCAGAUGUGUGGAGAGUGCGCAACAGUUAAUGGCAUAGGUGUAUGUUAUAGAAAUGUGAAGUUAGUUGGUUGGUGGAAGAGGAAUUCAGUGCAUUAGGUUCACCCAACUGUUCAAUUGGUGUGUCCAAGAGGGACCUGCUCUUGUGUCCUUGUUGGGGGAAGGAAUCAUGAGCAAAGAGUUGUGAAUUUUUGUUAGCACAUUGUGCAAGAUGUGCUGGCCUCUGAAGUUCCUCACUUGUACUUUAAAAUGUAAGUUAUUGAGCUCAGCAUGUAAUUUAAGUCUUGUACAGUCUAAAAUAUUUAAAAUAUUUUUAUAACAAUUUUAAAAGGAUUAAAAAUAAAUGAUACACUGUAUUCAAUAA
This is a messenger RNA of Hemiscyllium ocellatum (epaulette shark), 5428 nucleotides long. RefSeq names its product sema domain, immunoglobulin domain (Ig), transmembrane domain (TM) and short cytoplasmic domain, (semaphorin) 4C (gene sema4c). The coding region runs from base 393 to 2912 and encodes 839 amino acids. Gene Ontology annotation, biological process: neural crest cell migration; muscle cell differentiation; axon guidance. NCBI's taxonomy places the organism in Eukaryota, Metazoa, Chordata, Chondrichthyes, Orectolobiformes, Hemiscylliidae. The record is from RefSeq and is a predicted model, not a curated record. The transcript is spliced from 16 exons. Gene Ontology annotation, molecular function: chemorepellent activity; semaphorin receptor binding.